Pseudomassariella vexata is the source of this 537-nucleotide messenger RNA. RefSeq lists its product as uncharacterized. The transcript is spliced from 4 exons. Lineage: Eukaryota; Fungi; Ascomycota; Sordariomycetes; Amphisphaeriales; Pseudomassariaceae. The coding region runs from base 1 to 537 and encodes 178 amino acids. The record is from RefSeq and is a predicted model, not a curated record.
AUGCACUCGCCGUCUUUAGUUCUUUCCCUAGACAAUGGCAAACCAAACUGUCUGCGUGACAUAUACAAUCUAUUCUAUGCGUUAGAAGCUCCUGUGCCUACUCCUAGUGCUAUGUAUAAUUCAUACAUGUACUGUCAUCCCACCCAUGCGAUGGGCAACCAUCCUUCCCUCCCCGGCUCUGAGGGCGUCAGUUUUGUGGCAUCAACACCAGCGAGGCAUGGCCGUCAAGGGAACAUAUCAAAACCACAUAUCUUCCACUUCAAUGCACUAUUUCUUCACCGAUCAACUGACCCUCGCGCAGAAACUGCCAGCGACGAGAAACGGUGUUCCAAUACCGCAUCUUCCUGUACAGCCUCAACAGAAGGGAACGUCAAAAUCCCGUACGUUAGUAAGGUCUCCGACGUAGAGCAUCUUGCGGACGGAUUCGAGGACGAGAGCGACGCGGACGUGCUUGUCUUCCUGGUCCAUGAGCCCCCACGCGUGGCGGCAGCCAAUGGUACCUGCCCCCAAUGUGUGUCGUUGCUUCCUCUAAGCUAA